AUGGCUCAGAACGCGCAUAUCCCCGAGGAUCUAUACCACAUUCUACUUACAACAUCGCAUAUCAGCAAGAACCCCAAUAAUGUUGUUGAAAAAGUACGGGUCUUGGGGUCGUAUACCUCGCUCAUAGCAGCAAAAGCAGCCGCGCACAGCUGCCUGUACGACGCAGGCUACGAAGAGGAGUUUUUCAAAACGUAUGAAAUCAACCCGGGCCGCGCGGAAAAGGAACAAAAUGAACGCGAUUCCGGCGUCAUUAUCCACGCCAGCGCCGCAGACGGGACGAUCUUCCGAGUCCGUAUCAAAAACUCGCCCAACGAGGCGCUGGCGCUGACGAGCGAUCUGCCCGAUGGACGCGUCUCAGUCCCACUGUACUACGUGAUCCAGGCGAGCGUCGAGUACGGUGGUGAUGAUGGGAGUCUGGUGCGGGAUAUUGAUGUUGAGGGAGCGUUUGCUUCUUAUGCUGAGGCGAGAAAGUUUGCGAGUACUGUGUUGCUAUCUCCUGAGGAUGGGAUCACGAAGGAUAGCUUCGCGGAGUAUAGCGAGGCUGGGCCAGACGAGACAGACUGCGGAUAUGGGGAGAAUGUAAUUGUGCAUGCUGCGUCAGAAUAUGGGACGAACUACUUGGUGAAUGUUGUCAAGACCCUGGAGCUGAAGGCUGUAGGUGUCGCCGAGGCGGCCAUGAGGAUUCGCUGA
Molecule: messenger RNA, 690 nt
Organism: Talaromyces rugulosus
Lineage: Eukaryota; Fungi; Ascomycota; Eurotiomycetes; Eurotiales; Trichocomaceae
Exons: 1
Coding region: 1-690 (229 amino acids)
Source: RefSeq, a predicted model, not a curated record